AUGACGCGACGCAUAGUACGGACGAUAAUCCAGCUCACCGCGGUAACGCUGCUGACCUUCCUCGUCGUCUUCUUCCUCGACCGCAACUUCCGAGUCCUCCCCAAGUCGAUGCACCACUACAUGCCUCAGCACCACCACGGCCUGAUCAUUACCGACAUCACAGUGACCAGAUGCUCCACCCUCAACGUCUUCUCCUCGUGCAACCUCGAUACCGACAAGUGGCACCGGAUCGAGAAGGACCUUUACCUGGGCAAGUCAUGGACGACGAGCGCAUACGUACACGUCGCACGCAAGAAGGAAGAUGAGCUGCUGCCAGAAGACAAGGUCGUCAUGGACGUCUCCGUCGGACGGCUCGACCCGACCACGACAAAGAAGGGCGAGGAGGACGAGCGGUGGGAGAGCCGGCCGUACGGCCUGUGGGUGAAGCGAUCGUCCAACCAGAAGAACAGCGACUCCAAAAAGGCCGUCACCGGCAUCGACGUGCUCUUCGGCGACGAUGCGGUCGAGGCCCGCGACGGCUGGGAGAUCACCGGCACCGCCCUGCUCCUCCCUCCCAAUCAGGACGUCCCCGUCACCCACAUCACCCUGCGAAGAGGAAGCCAGAAGGAACCCCACAAGCCGCGACCGCGGAUCCCCGAAAACGGCCGCUUCAAGAUUGUCCAGCUCGCCGAUCUCCAUCUCAGCACUGGCGUCGGAAAGUGCCGCGACGCCAUGCCCGAGGGCCACAACGGCGGCGUGUGCGAGGCCGACACCAGAACGCUCGACUUCGUCAGCAAGAUCCUCAACGAGGAGAAGCCUAACUUGGUCGUGCUCAGUGGAGACCAGGUCAACGGAGAGACCGCGCCCGAUGCACAGUCGGCCAUCUUCAAAAUUGCCCAGAUCCUGAUCAAAUUGAAGAUUCCCUAUGUUUCAAUCUUCGGUAACCACGACGAUGAGGGAUCGCUUCCUCGGUCCGCCCAGAUGCAGAUCUUGGAGUCCCUCCCGUAUUCCCUGGCCAAAGCCGGGCCCGAAGACAUUGACGGCGUCGGCAACUACUACGUCGAGGUCUUUGCUAGGGGCAAAUCGGACCACUCGGCACUGACACUGUACAUGCUGGAUUCUCACUCAUAUUCGCCAGACGAGCGCAGGUACCACGGCUAUGACUGGAUCAAACAGAACCAAAUCGACUGGUUCAAGACGACGUCCACCAGUCUUAAGAAGACGCACAAGGAGUACAGCAAGGUUCACAUGGACCUGGCCUUUAUACACAUUCCACUGCCUGAAUACAAAGAUGCCGAACUCGCCCUCAAGGGCUCGUGGAAGGAGGGUGUCACGGCACCCAACUACAACUCGGGCUUCCGGGAUGCCCUGGUUGAGCAGGGCGUCGUCAUGGUCAGCUGCGGCCACGACCACGUAAACGACUACUGCUCCCUUUCUCUAGACAGCGAGAAGAAGCCCGCGCUCUGGAUGUGCUACGCCGGUGGCGCGGGAUUCGGCGGGUACGCAGGCUACGGCGGGUACCACCGCCGGAUACGCGUUUUCGAGGUCGACACCAACGAGGCUCGCAUCACUACCUGGAAGCGGGUGGAAUGGGGCGAGACCGAUAAGAGGAUCGACGAGCAGAUGAUUGUCGACGCAGGCAGCCCUAUCGGCAUCAGAGAAUAG
This is a messenger RNA of Colletotrichum navitas, 1644 nucleotides long. RefSeq names its product calcineurin-like phosphoesterase. The transcript is spliced from 4 exons. Gene Ontology annotation, cellular component: cytoplasm. Lineage: Eukaryota; Fungi; Ascomycota; Sordariomycetes; Glomerellales; Glomerellaceae. Gene Ontology annotation, molecular function: phosphoprotein phosphatase activity. Bases 1 to 1644 code for a protein of 547 amino acids. The record is from RefSeq and is a predicted model, not a curated record.